This is a messenger RNA of Micropterus salmoides (largemouth bass), 2314 nucleotides long. RefSeq names its product RIC3 acetylcholine receptor chaperone b (gene ric3b). Gene Ontology annotation, cellular component: neuron projection; intracellular membrane-bounded organelle; neuronal cell body. Gene Ontology annotation, biological process: protein localization to cell surface; synaptic transmission, cholinergic. The transcript has 6 exons. Bases 157 to 1302 code for a protein of 381 amino acids. The record is from RefSeq and is a predicted model, not a curated record. Lineage: Eukaryota; Metazoa; Chordata; Actinopteri; Centrarchiformes; Centrarchidae.
GCUCCUCCAGUCAACAAGGAGCUUUCAACCGAUGGUUGACAAACGACAUCGAGCAGCUUCCGUCUCCUCUGCUUUCUCACCAUAAUAAUAAUAAUAAUAAUAACAGAUAUUCCAGUUUUUCUUUCCCCACAGGAAGGUGACCGUUUACUCGUCGGUAUGGCGAUGUCAACAUUUCAGAAGGUGACCCUUGCGACGUGUCUCGUGCUUUGCGUCGCUCUCCUGCUUCCCAAGCUGCUGUUAUCACGGGGGAGGAAGGAUGCUGCUGAGCGGCCGGAGGGUUCAGGUCGCCUACCUCCAAUGAUGCACCGUCAGACGGCCCCGGAAGGUCGAAGUCAGAGGGCCGCAGGCUCUAGCUUCUCCAGAGCACACAACUCUGAGGCUGUAGCCAGGGCCAAGGGAGCAGGAACGGGGGCAGGGACCGGGGGUAAAUCCAACCUAGCAGGACAGAUCAUCCCUGUGUACGGCUUUGGGAUCUUACUCUACAUCCUCUACAUACUUUUUAAGAUCACAUCUAAAGGGAACAGCAAGCCACCGGAGAGCAGGUUUCCUUCGGUACGGUCUGAGAACAUGAAGAGAAAGAUCACUGACUUUGAGUUGGCUCAGCUGCAGGAGAAACUGAGGGAAACGGAGUUGGUGAUGGAGAAUAUAGUUUCCAACGCCCACCACAGUCCUGACAGGGUGAAGGGGGUGACGGCGGAUCAGGAGGAGAGCCUCCUGCUGCAGCUGACGGAAAUAACUCGUGUGAUGCAGGAGGGCCAGCUGGUGGACAACGUGGCUGCAGAGAAGAAGACCCAGGAUGACUGGGAAGAUUAUCCUGACGAGCCUCAGCAGUACUGGGAACAUUCCCGCUGCUGUUGUCAGCACAGUCAGGAGCACCACAGUCCACAGACCGAGACACAGGCUGAGAGGACACAAGCUGAUGGCACCGACCUGCAAAACAAUCCUGACAAUGUUACAGGUGGAGGAGAGGCUGAGGAAGCAGAGGCUCUGAAUGAAGACGAAGUGAGAGAAUCGGACGUUACAGCAGUAAGUGAAGAGGAUGUGAGGCCAGAGGGUGAUUUAGGCGCAAGUGAGAGGGUGGACGUGCAUGAACACAAGGAGGGAGGGGGUAAGAUCGAUCUGGGUGUACCAGAGGAGGAGCUGGCUGGAGUCCUGAAGGAGCUGGAGCUCACACUGAAGAUGACGUCCACGAUGGAGCAGGAGAAGAUGGAGGACCUCACCAGGUCGACGGAGACAGAAACACCCUGCAGCGCGGUCAGACGGAGGAACAAGAGGAGGAGAGCAAAGAAAGCCUCACACUGAUUUCUAACAUGACUGCAUAUAAACUCAAACCUAAUGUUUGUGAGAACAGCUUCUUUUUAAAUUUCCAUCAGGUGGGCAGAAGCACGAUUGUUGGUGAAUGCAUGAAAAUGUGUUGCCGGCUUUGUUUACCUUUACUUGAAGUGAAUAAGUGAUAAAAUGUGUGUUCGGGGCACAGUUUUAUAUCACUAACAUCAGCUUUAUCCAUUGGCUGAUAAACACGUAUAGUUUACGUACGUAUAGGGAAAAUAUAUAUAGUUCAUGGUCUCAAAAUUUAACAGAAGAAAAACAAGGGUCUCAUUUAGAAAAUGGUCACAAGCUAUGAUGAUUAUUAAUGCUGCUUAACGCAUAAAUUCAGUAUGUUUUAACUUAAACUUAAGCUAACAUCGUGAUGCUUCCAGGACUCCUCUAGGUCAAGAUUUGAUUAAAUAAGUGUGCUCAAAUGUUUGACACCCUGUCUGUGAACAAACCCACUAUUUAAUUCUGUUGAGUAAUUCACAUUUUGUGUCAUGACCUUUUAUCAACCCAAUUUCAGGUAAAAUUAAUUUGUGUUAUAUGCUUGAAUUAAAGAUGGUUUUAAAAUAUGUAAAUGAAAAGCAAAAAGCAGAAAUUAGUUAUUUCAGCUUAGAUGAGGACAAAGGAAAAGAGAAAUGAUUUCACUUCACUGUAAUUUACUGGGGUGGUUGUGCCUUUUCUCAUCUUUGUCAGAAUGUGCCGAACUAACAAAACACUAAUCAAAGUACAAUCAUGUUAAACUUCCUGCAGUCUUAAGUCCUAGAUGAACAUUUUUGCAGACAAUAAUCUGAAUUCCAUUUAACACCCGUAAGUGUAAAGAGAUCCAACAAAUGUCCUGUACUAAUUUAAAGAAACGGGGACCUUUCAACAUAAAAACUUCCCCAAUCUUAUCAGUGUUGGUGGAGAUUUUAUGGCAGUAACAUUUAAAGCUUUUAACAAACCUGCUCUUUUGUGCAUCUAAUUAUUUUUCUUUUAUAAAUUGAAUUUGUUUGUUCACUUU